Molecule: messenger RNA, 582 nt
Organism: Limulus polyphemus (Atlantic horseshoe crab)
Lineage: Eukaryota; Metazoa; Arthropoda; Merostomata; Xiphosura; Limulidae
Product: dynein assembly factor with WDR repeat domains 1-like
Exons: 6
Molecular function (GO): protein binding
Source: RefSeq, a predicted model, not a curated record
GAUAGUAGACGCUCAUGAUGCUGGAAUCACCACCAUGGCUUUGAUCAAGAACUCUGAGAAAUCAUGUUGGGUGGUGACAGGAUCGUUUGACAAGACUGUCAAGAUGUGGUCAGAUGAUGGGAGGAUGGUUUACAAGUUGGGAUGUUUUAUCUCUACCAUAACAGGAUUAUGUUUCACCACUGUCACUGAAACACUGUGGGUAGCAGGAGGUUCAACAGCCCCCCUGCUGUUUGACCCAAAGUCUGGUGAUAAUAAGAGGAAGACUGAUAUCCUUGACAAGCGAGCGAUACUACGUUUAGUAUUUGUAAAGGAGUUGGAUCUGUUAGUAGGUGCCUGUCAGGACCACAAAGUUUAUGUGUGGAGUAAGGAAGUUGAAGAAGACAGAGCAUCAGCAACUAAACGGGACAGUUACUCUUCUUCCAGUGGACAAAAUAAAGAUAUGGAUAGCGAACUCGUCAAGGUGAGUGGUGGUUGGGAUGGUAAGAUCAUACUGUGGGACCUGAAAAGUAAAUGCCUAAAAGAUACCAAGGAUUUUUCUGAAGCCCACAGAAUGAUCUUAGACUUGGCUGUUAACCCAGAAAA